GAGGACAUGCAGGCCGGGAACUCAACGGGGGAAACGUUCCCCAGCAACCUGAGAAGCCUGUCUUUGGCCCACCACCGCCGCCGCAACUUCUGGAGGCACGAGCAGCGAAUGGGAACAAGGCCAUGAUCAAUGGAUGUCACUAGCGACUACUCAUAUCGAACAACAUCAACAAUGUUUUGAGAACAAAAGGAACAAAAACAAAAAACAUGUGCUCUCUGUUUUGGUGAUAAGAAGGCCACAUAAUGCACUUGUAGCCAGCACUUGUUGGAAAGCUUUUCUGUCAUGGCUUGUGCUAGUGAAUCUCACUGUCAAUUCAAGUUUGUUUUAUUCAAUUGGUUUGAUAUGCUCAAAAGAAGACAGGGAAUGGGGAAAUGGGAAAAGAAAUGGACUACAGCGGAUGUAGACAAGCAUCUCGCAGCCUUGUCCUGACGUUGGUCUCCUGACCGGCCAGGGCUGAAGUAUGUCUGGUUAGUUGUACGGGUUCCGGGUUUGUCUGCUUCUUGUUGUUGUCCCUGUACAAGUACGUACCAUGU
This is a messenger RNA of Aspergillus glaucus CBS 516.65, 533 nucleotides long. RefSeq lists its product as uncharacterized. The record is from RefSeq and is a predicted model, not a curated record. Lineage: Eukaryota; Fungi; Ascomycota; Eurotiomycetes; Eurotiales; Aspergillaceae. The coding region runs from base 134 to 403 and encodes 89 amino acids. The transcript is spliced from 2 exons.